AUGUGUCCUUUAAAGGAAUGGUUUUCUGAGUUUGUUGACCUCAAUGGAGGGCAAAUUCAGAUGAGGAAUGACAUUAGUUGUCAAAUAGAAGGUAUUGGUAAAGUUAAGUUGUUGUUAGAUAACAACUAUGCUCUUGAAUUAGAAAAUAUAAGAUAUGUUCCUGAACUCAAAAGGAAUCUUAUUUCUUUGGGAGAAUUAGAUGAGAAAUACAAUAUCUAUAUUCACAAGGGUCUUAUAAGCUUAACUUUAGGAGAAAAGAGAGUCAUCUCCUCUUCAAAAAUAAAUGGAAUUUACACUGUCCAUGCUAAGCCUGUUUUAA
Olea europaea var. sylvestris is the source of this 319-nucleotide messenger RNA. RefSeq lists its product as uncharacterized. The transcript has a single exon. The record is from RefSeq and is a predicted model, not a curated record. Lineage: Eukaryota; Viridiplantae; Streptophyta; Magnoliopsida; Lamiales; Oleaceae. The annotation marks the transcript as partial.